CGCCCGCCCAGCCCUGCGCGGGCGGGCGGGGGCGGGGUCUCCGCCGCGGUAGCUAAACGCCCCGGGGCGGGAACGAGUCCCCCCGGCUCUGCUCCCCGCUGCAGGCAGCCCCUUCGCGGGGGCUGGGGCCACGAAAUACGCCACCUCACUGUUUAAAAGCAUGUAUUUGUGCUAAUGCUGUUGGGAGAUUACUGUUUUUGCUGAACGGAGUUUUUUUCCCCCCCUCCUCUGUUUUCCCUCGUAUCUACACAGCGCUGACUUUCUCAGCCGAAGGGUCGUUAGAGGUAUUCGUGAGGUAUUUUUGGAGGAGCGGUUUUGAGUGUCUUUUUUGCCCUUUUUUAUUUAUAAUAGUUCACUUGCAGUAGAAGGCUCUUUAACUUCGUUGUUGCCAGAUGGGAUGAGAAGAGAUAAGUGUCCUGUGCUGCAAAUGGCCUCCUGUUCAACAUCUACUGUUUGCUAGCUUGGAAUCACCUUUGGUGGAAGAAAAAGGUUGAUACACCAAGUUGCUAUGUUUCUGACUUGCAGAUGUUUGACAGAGUCUAACCAUCUGAUGAAGUUUCUGCUUCUUCCACACAAGGUGGGAAUGGAAAGACAUGGUGUUGAAGGCUCUCUACAACAGGAGAGUAAUAGCAGUUUACACACAAGAGGGCAAGAACAUCCUGGGCCUGGCGUAUCCACCAUGCAAAAUAGACAAGGAUACUGCAACUGCUGCCAUGUACACUACAGUAAUCUUGAACAGCAUGUUUUCAGCUCCCAGCACAGACACUUUACCACUUACUGUAGGAAUCGUAUGGGUACCAGUAGCUUGAUGGAGCGUUUCCUGCAGGAUGUUUUGCAGCAUCAUCCCCACAGAUACCAUGACAACAGACCAACCUAUGACGACAUACCACUCCCCGUCACUCCAGAGGCUGCUAGGAAUGCUUGCCUGUCUCCAGAAGGUGUAGAGAAAAAGAAGAAUAGAAGCAGACAGGAAGCUUCCAGCAAAGACCAGGAGUCCAUUGGUGAAAUAGGAUCUUCUGCUUCAUGCCUCUCUCAUAAGGGCACAAAGGAAACUUUUGUAACACAAGCAUUUAUUCAGAAACUAGAAAAAGGACAGGAACAUAUUACAGGAAUAUCCCAGCAGUCUGUGGGCAUUUGUAGCAGUGAGAAAUGGCAUACCCUGGGAGAUACUCAAAUUGCAAAUCAUAGCCAUGAAGGCCAGUUUACAGCUGUGAGCCCAGUACCUCAACAUUUUUCUGUCAGUCCUUUAAUUCAUAGUUCUUCUGUUAAUCCUAAAAUAGUAAAAAAUGUUAGGGAUUUGGUGGCAUCAAAUAUGAUUCCAUAUAGUGGAUGUGAUAAAAAAAGAAUGGAGGUAUGCAGUAAGGAUGUGUUACUGAACCCAUGCUUGAAUCCUGCUCUGGCGCUGGUUCCCCCAAAAAGCCCUUCAGUUUCGCAUCAAAAUCCUGUGUGUCGGAAUCCUAUGUGCAGCGCCAGCAAUUCUUUAUGUAUUACCUCAGGUCAAUCUCUCUUAACACAUGAUGGUUUACAAACUCAGGGUGAAACUUUGGUGUCUGACUUCUGUCUCAGGGAUACUGUGGGUAUCAACAGCUCCCUAGAUCUUGGGACAUCCCCACAACUAGCAAGAUGCAAAAAAAUGAAGAUGAACAGAGGUGAUGAAAGUUCAGUAGAUGAAACUAUUGAAGAUGUUAUUCUGAAAUACUGCCAUGGAACUGCUUCUAAAGAACUAUCUUUCCAAGAAGAAGAGAAUAAUCCCUGUUUAACUUUUUCUUCACUUCUGGACCAUACUCAUUUAGAGGGCUCUGAAGUGAGUUUUAACUGUGAUGCACCAAUUCAGUCAGGAACAGACUUACCUAAGGCAGCUAUAAAAGAUAUAGAAUUCCUGAAAGAGGUCCAAAUAAGUUUGCAAGAUAAAGACUAUGGAACACAGCUCUCUUCUGUUUUAAAAAGUGAGUCAAUGGAGCAAAGAGAAGCAGCAAAACAGGAUGUAAUAGUUCAUACUGAAGAACCAGUUCUUCCAGCUCUGCCUCAUGUGCCUCCUUCUUUUGUGGGAAAGACUUGGUCUCAAAUAAUGUAUGAAGAUGAUAUAAAAAUUGAAGAACUUGUGCGUGAUUUCAGGGAAGGUCGUUUUCGCUGCUACUUUGACAGUGAAUCCUCAGCCAAAUGUGCAGGGAAGAGAGUGAAGAAGAAAAAGCAGAAAGAUGAAAAAAAGAAUGAUAUUGUUGAGGGUAAUAGAACAGAAAGUGCAUCAGUUAAAGCACUGCCAGAAUUCAAUAAUGCUUUAAGCGGUGGCUCUGAUUUUGAUAACCCAUCUUUAGCCUCAGAUACGCUAUGCAACCCACAAAUUCUUAAAACGCCUAGGAAAAGGACAUGGCGCCUGGCUUCAAGAUGCCAGGUGGUUAAAGUCAGCCAUGGCACCCAAACAAGUCUAGUCAACUACCCUGCAGCAAAAAGAAAAAUGACUAGAAGAGAACCUGAUCCAGCUGAUCAAAAAGCAAACGUUGUGUGGCCGGAGAAUGAAAAUACUCCAAACAUGAAAACUAGGCUAUGUGCCCUUAAACUUCCUGAGUCUUAUAGCAAGAUUAUGAGCCCUGUACAGCCCAAGACAGUGGUCUAUGUGCUUUCAUGUCCAGAGAUUAAACAGUGUAAAGGUAAACCUGCAGAUAUUCCCAAAAUGAGGAGAAAUUGCAACUCCACAGAUAGCAAGGACUCUAUAAGGUAUAAAUAUAAACAGUGUUCUUUCAAGUAUUAUGACCCACUGACAAAUCGAAUUCUGAAAACACCUCCUAAGAGUACAGGUGGAGAAAAGGCCAAAAAGCCCUCCCAUGUUCGACAGCUUUUCAGAAGUCUCAGCUUUGAUGCAAACAUGAGGAAACUAGCUGAUUCACAGAGAGAGGGCAUGCCAUCAAAAUCCCUUAAUUGGUCAGACUUCAAUAAUUCAUCUUCAGUAUCUUUCCUGCCAGACCCAGGUAAAGGGAAUGAUAUAGCCUCAAGUCAAAAGACAGAUGGAUCUUCUGUUUCUACAGAAAGAUCAGAUUGUCUGGUAUCUGGUCACUCUGAGAACUCUUUUAAACACCUGGCCGUUUCACCUUUGAACUCUCACCAGUCUCAGGUGGAAGCAGAUGGUAGAUUAACUCCAUUCAAUGGUAGAGCUGCUAAAACCACUUUGACUUCGAUCAGGAGUGAGCGAUUAGAGAGAGAGAAUCCAAAGGCAAGAUGGAAGAGAAAAGAAGGCCCUAAUAAAGAACCAAGUUUUUCCAAAAAGGCUGCAGGACCUAUGUCUGUCAGAGGUACUGUUGGGAGGAGAGGAAGCAGAGUAAACCCAGGCAAACAAACUUCUAGAACUAAAAAACAGCAAAAAGAGGGGAUAAGAAGGAAACUCCCUCCUCGUGCCCAGAAAUCUUCUGCCUUCUCCAUCUGUAGGCACCAGACAAAGAAGGCUACAGUGGGAAAGCACCUUAAGAAAGAAAAGUCUGAUGCUAAAAAAUUGAAAGUAAGGAGGAAACCGAAGAGGACCUUUGUGAACUCAACAGUCAUCACAGGGAUUCCUGAAAAGCAUCAGAAAGUCGCAUCGGGAUCCUUUCCGAAGAAGCCAGAGCAAACUUCUUCCAAAAUAAGGAGCUGGGAGGUAAGUGGAGAUAGGGGUCACCCUAGCACCGCAAACCGAGCCUCUAGAAGAGCCUCUGCUGUACCGUUACUUCGAAACUGUCUUGUCCUACCAGGUGAGAGCUAGCUGCCAAAACAGUGACUCUUUUAUAUAGCCAGCGCCUGGAAUUGAGAAAGAGGAAAGGGGAAAAAAGGUGAUCAUGGGAAAAGCAGCUGAAGUGCUAGAGCUGCCGAAAGUGCAAAGCCAGUCUAAUGUGAAACAAGUACAACUGUAAACUAAGCGCUUGUUCUUGUAAUGUGGGCACAUUACAUAUUGCACUGUUCUACUGUGUAAAGCUGCAGAAGUUGUGUCUUUGCGUUAAAAGCACUUAGAACCCUAUUUACAAGACUUCACCUAUACAUCUGAAAAAUGACAAGCUUGAAUGGUAUCAUAUUGGUUUUUAUGAUAUUACCAGUGCAUAAUAGUGCACUAUAUAAUAGGGUGAAUUAGGAGCUGUAUUAAUUAGUUGUGCCUAUUCUCAUUUUUCCACCUACUUCUAAAGUUCAUAAAAUGACUCAGUUAUUAUGCUCAAAAUUAAAUGAAGAUGUACUAAUCUGGGGUGAAUUAUGUAUGCAUUUUGUGUUUGUGUAUAUGCACACCUCAUUCAACACAUGAUAUAUCAUAUACUUCCUAUGGAGUGGCACUGAAAUGAAUGCAGUAUGAUACAAUUCAGAUCAAUUCAAUGCUUUCUUCAAAAAUACAUAAUUGUACAUGUCUUUAUAUAGACUCUUUCUUUUUUUUUCCUGAAACGUUGUCCAAAUCAGUUAUUUUGGACAAGACAAAGUCACUGUGGGCUUUCGUCAAGCAAUAAUGGACCAUGCUGGUAAGGAAAUAUCUCUCCAGGGUACUGUUCAAAUGGCGGUGGCUAUAAUGAAAUCUCAAAUUCCAACAGAAAUAUAGGAUUAGGGGUUUUUUAAUAGUUUAUUGAUUCAGUUUACCUAUAAACUUCAAUCCCUCAGUGGGGGGAAGGAAAAGUUAUGAUAUGAACAAAUAGCAGUGAGUUGUUCUAGAAUUUCAACCUUAAGUUUGAGUUCCUAAGCUUUUUUGGAUUUCAUUGGGUGUAUUGUCUACGUUUUUGUGUACUAUUGUUGAAUUUUUUUCUUCUUAAAAGCUCGGUAAAAUAUUUAAAUAAAAUCCAACACAAAGCAAAAUCCACCUAAACUUAAAGUUUACAUGUUUAAAUAUCUGUUUAAAACACUUAGCUGAAUUUAAAAAAAAAAAUUCCAUACAAAUUCAUGUUUGGCCAUGGAUGGUCUAACUACUAUGAUGAUACCUAUGGCACAAAAGACCAUAGUUUUUAUUUGAGAGCUAUUAUGAUGACAGCCUAUUUUAUUAAGGUGUGUUUAAGAGACAUAAGCACCAGUCUUGCAGAUGUUUCUGUACUUUAAACUCAAGAUUAACUAUUCACUUGUACUGAGUUAAGCACGUAGCUAAACAUCAGAAUUGGGGCUCUGGUUUGUAAAUCUACAAUGGGGAAUAUUAUAUACAUCUGUCCUGUUUUAAAGGUCUUUGUGGAUUCUAUACACAUACAAUAAAUCUUUCAGAAUGUAAGAAUAAUGUAUGAAAGACAAGACCAGUUUGCUCUCUCUGCCAUUGCAUGGCAUAUGUGUGCAUUUGCAACAAAGAAAGACAACAAAAACAAACAAACAAACAAACCCCCCACAAAUUUUGAUUCAUUUUCUGAUGUGUCCAGGGUCAUGAGUUUGGACUGGGAUAAUAGUGGACUUUAAAAAUGUUGUGGGUUUAGAUAUAAUAUCUGAAGUAAAUAUAAAAGCUGUCAUCAUAAAACACUCAUAGUUUAAAAAAUGUUUUGGGUAAAUUCUUGAUGCAUGUGCAUAUUUCCCAUGAUAAAUAUGAUGUGCAUGUACUUAAACCAGCUGGAAACAAAAUUACUUUACAAGUCAAAUUUAGCCUGACGGGUUUUUUUAAUAAUUUUGAAAUGUUGAUUUCCAUGAUGUAUUUUCCAUAUGAUUGUCAGUUGACACAAUCUUAUGAGCGUAUUGUAAGUCACUGGAAAGAAAACAAAGGGUUAUAAUAUGAGUUCUUAUAAUCCUCUUAACUAACUGUGCCUGUAUAAUUUAAUAUUUUGUCUAAUAUAAAAUUGAUUUUUAAGCAAAAUUUUAAAGGAAUAUUUUUUACAGAAAGGCUAGUUUUUAGAUUAAAAUUUUAAAGCAAAAACAGAUUUUUAAGAAACUUUUAUGUUUUAAAGCAAAGCUUUAAAUUAACUACAUAUCUAUGUCCCAUUCUAACAUUUUUAUGAUAUGAGAAAGUUUUCCUAUCUUCCCAUGUUUCCUAACUUCUUCCAGCUUGUUUUCCACAGAAUUGUACAGAUGAAGAGCAUGGAUAGUUUUGUCUGUGAAUAAGAUUUGAUGCACAUUCUGCUUUAAGAACACUAGUGCACAUUUGUUUACAGUCAAAAAUACUGUUCUCAAUACUCGUUUAUUGCAAGGUUGUGUUCCUCCAGCACACAGCUUUUUGUUGAAACUAUGUAUCUUGAGGACAAAAUAGUGACUAAUUUUUUUAGCCUGUAAUGUCUUUUUUUCUUUUGUAAAUAAUAGGCCCCUCCAUCUGGGUGGGUUGGUUUUUUAAAGAAAAAUGUAUUAUAUUUAAAUAAGAGUAUAAGUAGCUAUAUAUUUUCCUUAAAGUAUGAAAUCUAACAACUUUUUUUAUUUUUAUUUUUAAAGAAUAAGAUUUGGGGUACAAGUCUGGAAACACUUUUGUGCUUGACAAUGUCAAAAUAAGAUUUACUGUAUUUUCAGAUUUUAUUAUAUGCCUCACUUCUGACUGUUAAAAACCUCUUGUAUGCAUGCUCAAUGAAUGUGAAAGAAAAGGGAGACUGAUAUUAAAAGUAAAUGCAGAAACUGGCUUGGAAAGAGAACUGAUGAAGAUACGUGCAAAAAAUUGCAGAGACUCAAAAAAAAAAAUCAUGUGUGAGAAGGAAGAAAGAAGCUUUCUGUGGUCCUGAGGAAUUAGUCAGACACUUCCCUAUUAAAUAAAUGCUCUACAUUCUGCUACCAUUAUUAAACAGCACAUUAUUUCAUUAGCAGCAUGGCUGAAAUUUCAAAACAUGGGUAAUGACUGUGGAGACUACAGCAAUAGAAAACUUGAGAGCUGAAAUACUUUCUUACUGAGGUUGAUGGGAGAGGGUUUUCUUGACACCAGUGGACAAAGAUGUUUGCCAGUGUAUUAGUAUGUCUUAAAGCAGAGAAAGAUAACUGGAUUAGAAAGGAACAAAGUCAUGCUUUUAGGAUCUAGUUGGUGACAGUUGGACACAGAGUAUUUUGCAGCAGUUGAGAAAAUUGUUGCAACCGUUUCUUAAUUUAUGCAUAUGUAGUUUUGACCAUCCAUAAAUUAGGUUUUUUUAUACAUUUCAAAAUUUAAAAAAGUCUCUUUCCCCACAGAGUACUCAUUCAAUCAUUUAAAAUAAUCUCAUACUAAGCGGCUUUUUUUAUUUACUUGUACACCUUGUGUGAACCAGACUCUUACUGUGCCAGAUGCUGAACAAACACAGAAUAACAUGUCCCCAAAAGUUUACGUGUCUAACACUUGCACCUAGCAGUUCUUCAGUUCUUUUUCUAACGGGCUUUUUUGCUUUAUAGUGCUCUCUUACAAUUUUUGCAUCUGAUGUUCUCUUGGUUGUAGUAUCAAAGUGCUCCUCUUUGGGACUCAGAUUCAACAAGGUAUUUAACUGUAUUUAUAAUGAGACUAUGACUUAAUCUGAAGUUGUACUUAAGUUUCAUGCUGAAUUUGUGCCCAAAUGAGAAUACAUGUCAUUGUGAUUUUUCGUGUUCUAACAUGUGGUAAUGUAUUUUGAAAUAUUGCCUGCUGUUGUAUUUUUUUUACCUUCUUCUGUCUCUACUGUCUGUAGUCAUUUAAUAUAAUAUGAGUUUGUAAUAACACAGUGAUAUUACAAGCUUGUCCAAUGCUACUGCUAGAUGUUUUUCUAUUGUAUCCUCAGCUCAUUAAAAUUCAGAUUUGUUGUUUCCAUGUUUUUUGUCAGUCAUACAUUUGAAUUUUUUUGUGCUGUGAAGAGCUAAAUUAUAGGAUAGGAUAUUCUAUUUGGAAAUAAAUUGGUGACAAGUAAUAGAAAUGGAUGGUGUCCUGAUCUGAAGUGUGAAGGAAAGACUGGUACAUGUGCUCCUGUGCUUGAGGAGUCUGCUUUACAGCACUGAGCAGUGCUAAAAGGGAGUGGGAUGAUGAUUCAUAAUUUCUCUUAGCUAUUUUCCUAUCUCUUUCCCCUAGGGUAAAUCUGCCUGAGAAUGGAAUAAUCUGAAUUCAUACUUGUUCUGGAAAUAGAACAGUAUUUGAACUGUUGAUGUUUUUGCAACAGAUAAGGAAAGUAAAAUGUACCUUGCUUUGUAAUACAAUUUAAAUCCCAGAAUCUUUUCAUUAAUUGAUUUGCUAUGAAUUACAGUAUUCUAGAUGAUCUUCUUCAGAAGACUGUGUAGUGGUAUAGGUCUGAGCAUGCCCAGAAGCAAAGGUUUUGUUCCUUGUUUGCUUGUAACAUUUUGCAGAUACAAAUUUACUCAUUCCUCUAACAGAACAAAUCUUUUAAUAAAAUAAAGACUGAAUUUG
Messenger RNA from Dromaius novaehollandiae (emu), 8218 nucleotides. RefSeq names its product zinc finger DBF-type containing 2 (gene ZDBF2). The record is from RefSeq and is a predicted model, not a curated record. Gene Ontology annotation, biological process: genomic imprinting; epigenetic programming of gene expression. NCBI's taxonomy places the organism in Eukaryota, Metazoa, Chordata, Aves, Casuariiformes, Dromaiidae. The transcript has 7 exons. Bases 509 to 3730 code for a protein of 1073 amino acids. Gene Ontology annotation, molecular function: zinc ion binding; nucleic acid binding.